UACGUGGACAGGAAGCAGAGCGAGGAGGCUGACUGCGGUGGAUGGAAAGGAGGACGAGGACGAAAGGGAGGGAAAGGAAAAAGAGGACACACGCUUUUGUUUUUUUUUGUGUGUGUAUGUCAUCACUUUGACGUCACAUCUCAGGUUGGAGGAGGAGGGAUGCAAGAGAGAGAUAGCAGAAGGGAGGAAGAGCUCCUCGCAGCAUCUUGGAACCAUCCUCACAUGGCGAUGACAGAAUUUAACAUCAUUGGGGAUACAUGACGGAAAGCAAUUGAGCGCUCCUUUUCUUUUUCUUUUUUUUAGCAUGUCAACAGUUUAAUUAAAAAUCCACUGUGAGAGUGUGAAGAUGAGUGUGCCCAUGCUGAAAAUCGGUGCUGUGCUGAGCACCAUGGCCAUGGUCACCAACUGGAUGUCCCAGACACUACCAUCGCUGGUGGGACUCAACGGGACGGCCGUCGGCGUCUCCCCUGAUGGAACACAUGAACGUAUCGUCAGCGGUUUGUAUCCUGGCUCCGAGGAGGCUUGGCAGGUAUACAGCACCGCGUCGGACCCGGACGGGCUGUGUGUGUGUGCAGUGGUCGCUCCCGCCCGGAACCUUUGCAAAAGAGACCCCCGUAGUCACCAGCUUAGUCUACUGACUCUACAGGUACAGAACGUGAGUCAGACCAUGGAUGGGGUACACCUUCGGACCUCCAGGGACCUGCGACACUUCCGCGAGUCAGAACCACUCCUGCGAGGUGUGGAUGGACGUCUGCACUCCUAUGCCAGCAGUCCCCGCGCUCUGACAUCCAAGAGUCUACAGGAGCUAAGGGGUCAGGUGACUCAGCUCCAGCCCCUUUUGUCCACGGCCGAUCAGUACCGGUCCGACGUUCAGACGCUGGUCUCUCUGCGAGGCGAACUGCAGAACCUGUCUGUGGUCCUGACAGCCAUCCAGGAGGAAAUCGGCGCAUACGACUACGAGGAGCUUCAGAGGAGAGUUGUGCUGCUGGAGACCAGACUGCACAGCUGCAUGAACAAACUAGGUUGCGGUCGGCUGACAGCUGUCAAUGGUCCCAUCACCAUCAGGGCGUCCGGGUCCCGCUUUGGUUCCUGGAUGACUGACGCCAUGAUUCCCAGCUCUGACAGCAGGGUGUGGUCUAUGGACGGCUUCUACAGGGGCCGGCGUGUGCUUGAGUACCGGACCAUGGCCGACUUUACCAAGGGUCAGAAUUUCGUGCAGCACCUGCUGCCGCACGCCUGGGCCGGCACGGGCCACGUAGUUUACAACGGUUCACUCUACUACAACAAGCAUCAGAGUAACAUCCUGGUACAGUACCACUUCCGUUCUCGUAGCGUGCUGUUGCAGCGUAGCCUUAGUGGUGCGGGCUACAACAAUACAUUCCCAUAUAGCUGGGGAGGAUCCUCCGACAUCGACCUCAUGGCUGACGAGACAGGCUUGUGGGCCGUCUACACAUCCAUACCCAAUGCCGGAAACAUCGUGGUAAGCCGCCUAUGUCCGCGCUCCCUAGAUGUGCUUCGUACCUGGUCCACGGGCUUCCCUAAACGUAGCGCGGGCGAGGCCUUCAUGAUCUGCGGCGUCCUCUAUGUCACCAACUCACACCUAGCCGGAGCCAAGGUCCACUUUGCCUACAACACCAACACGUCCACUUACGAGUACACGGACGUGCCCUUCCACAAUCUCUACUCGCACAUCAGCAUGAUGGACUACAAUCCUCGAGAGAGGGCACUCUACACCUGGAACAAUGGACACCAGGUGCUCUACAACGUCACGCUCUUUCACGUCAUACGCACUGACGGGUAGAUCGGAAAGGAAACACCAACAUGAUUGAGUUUGUCUGAUUUGUGGUGGAUGUGUUUCGUCCGCAUGGUUUUGUUCCUAUAAUAAAUGUAAACAAACGUCACGCCUCUCUAUUCUUCUUUUUUUUUCAUGAUUUUGUUUUCUGAGCUGCUUAAUUAUGAAUCACGGCCAACUGGAAAAUAUUUUUUUAGGGGGGUUCUAUUCAACCUAUGCGGCUGUAUCAAUGUCAUCUUUUCAUUAAUUUCAUCUUCUCGAUUAUCCCCUGGCUUUUCGUCCCCCACCGUCCCGGUCAUCCUGCUAAAUAAUGCACCUCCACUAAAAGAGACUGCAGGAGCAGUAGAUGGUGGAACAAAAGAAAAUUAAACACAAUACAGCCUCAUAUUUAUCGGCUAUAGGCUGUCCUUGUUAAUAUUUAACCAUCAGAGAGGACCACCUUGUUGAAUCUAUUUAUAGCCAACGUGGCGAGCCAGCAACUUGUUUAAAACACAUAUUUAUAUGCAGUGCGCGCACACACACACACAGACACUGUGGCUUUUCUGCAACAGCAGAAUUUGUCCAAUUAAGCUGAAUUGAAACUGAUUCCUCGAUGGAAUUUCUGGUGGGAGGGGCUAGAUAAAAUAGAGGAGAGAGUUGCAAUUACAUGAGACGAACCCCAUGUUCCAUUUGGGGUCCCUCGCGUUCACAGAAAUUUAUUCUUGCAGAAUCUUCCAGAAUGCCCAGCAACGCUCUUUUGCGUGGGUACCACCCACUCACCAAAUGCACAAUAAAUGGGUUUGUUGACAUUACUCUACACGUGUAGUGUGAAAAGGCCCUAAGCAUGGUGCACGUGUGUUUAGGUGCUUGCAGAGAUAGUUCAUACUAAUGUGCGUCUCUUCCGGACCAAACGCCCAUAUCCUGUGUGCCCAACUGAGAAACAAUCUGGCUACAUGAAUGCAUACCCACACACACAAAUACACACAUCCAUUGCAAAGCUUGUGUUUGAGUUAUAGCUUUGUCGCAAGAUAAUGUGUGAAUUAGAGCAUGCUUGUGUGUUGGGUUCUCUUUUUCAUUCCUCCAUUCAUGUUUUUCCUCUCCUGUCAUUUAAUUUCUUUUCCUUUUGUUCAGUUUCUAUCCUGUCUAACUGUCCCUCAUUCUUUCUUUUUCCUGCUUUUCUUUUCCUUCCUUUCCCAUCCCACGUCCUUUACUUUCUUUUACUUUCUCCUGGCCAUCUCCUUUUCAACUUUUUUUCAUGUCCUAUUUUCAUUUUUUCCUUUUAUAUGUACUCCUUUCUUCUGUUUUCCCAUCUCCUUAUUCUUUUUCAGCUUUUACCCAUUCUAUUUUCUCUCUAUUCCUUCCAGUUUCAUACAGUGUAUCACAAAAGUGAGUAG
Corythoichthys intestinalis (scribbled pipefish) is the source of this 3165-nucleotide messenger RNA. Its product is annotated as noelin-2-like. Gene Ontology annotation, biological process: signal transduction. The record is from RefSeq and is a predicted model, not a curated record. Bases 347 to 1801 code for a protein of 484 amino acids. The transcript has 8 exons. Lineage: Eukaryota; Metazoa; Chordata; Actinopteri; Syngnathiformes; Syngnathidae.